Molecule: messenger RNA, 1686 nt
Organism: Rhodotorula toruloides NP11
Lineage: Eukaryota; Fungi; Basidiomycota; Microbotryomycetes; Sporidiobolales; Sporidiobolaceae
Exons: 2
Coding region: 1-1686 (561 amino acids)
Source: RefSeq, a predicted model, not a curated record
AUGCACGCACCGGACCGCAGCGCGAUCGACGUGACCGGUACUCCGAGCUAUCAGACGACGUCCGCCAACCAGUCUAUCGGGGCACGAUUCACACCGCUCCGACCGCGAGCGGUUUCUCUGUGGGAACAGUCGCGAGCGCUUCGCGGCGUCGACCGAGGAAGCGCAAGGCCUACCUUCGACUUUCAAUUCGCUCAGGAGGCGGAAGGCUCGCCAUCCGCACGACAUGGAGGUUCUUCUGGACGUUCGAGCGUGUGGGAGGACCCCUGGCAGGCGCAUCUGGCGAGCAGGGCGGCGCACAACGAGACUGAGCGAGAACCAGGCGACCUCGAACAGCGUCGCCAACGGAUCCUCCAGCAGCGCGACUGGCUAAACCUCGGACAAACUGCCGGAGGCUCCCGUCCUCGGGCCCGCCAACCACGGUCAGACGUCUACUUGACCGGCGAGCGUUCAGUCUCUCCGCCCGAAGACGCCAUGCUCCGAGGCUCGUCUGUCUAUCCGGAGGAACCGUCUUCGCCUACCACAGUCUCAAUCCGCCUUUCCUCGCCUCCUCCCGAGAUUCGCUCCGUCGACACCUUCAGUCGAACGAACGGCUCGAUGUCCGCCAGGUCUGCGACACCGCCCAGGACCGACGCCUUCUCCACCGCCUUCGCCAUCGUUAGCCCGCAGAAAAAGCAGCCCGGCGCGACUAGCGGUCGACUUCCGAGCGCGGAAUACCUGUCUCUCGCUCGGCAGCAAGUUCCGCCCGCCUGGCCGCCCAAAUUCGCUACGAGCCAGCAUCAGGACAGCGAGCUGCCGACACAUGAGACGCCGGGGUCGAAAGGUCAAGCCGACGACUUCCUCUCCGACAUGGCCAAGCUCCUUGACAUCAAGUCGUCGCCUGCCGCUGCUAAGCCGCCUCGCUCUGCGGACCAAGCGAGCAGCCUCGACCUCGUCGACUUUCCGAGCAGUGCUCCCGAGACUGCCGUCUCUUCGGCUGCCGACAUCGCUGAAGAACCUACGGGUCGCUCGCCCGUCGAACUCGUGCCCGAGACGCCCGAGGGAUCGCAGACGAUGCCCGAGGAAGCCCUGCCUCCGACUCGCGGCGAGGCUGACCUUCCCAAGCUGCCCGAAUCUCCCCAACCUUCUGUCGCUCGUCUCGCCUCGCUUCAGUCCACGGCCUCCUUUCAUUCUAUUGGCGAAGACCAGCACGUCGACUUUGAGGAGGCGCAAACGACCGACGCGCUCUCGAAGUCGUCGCCUUCCCUCGACCUCUCGCAGUACACCUGGCCGCCCUCCUCGCCUCCUCGUCAUCUUCGGUACUUAUACAAUCCCGAGAUUCACCAUCUGCCUGACAAGCUGCACGAGGGAGACCUGCAGGGCGUCGGCGGCGUGAUCCUCGUGCACGAGCGCCUCGGUCUCGGUUGUGACAGUAUCGACCAGGUACAGGCGCGCGAAAUGCUGUCGAGAGAGUUUGCGAUGCGGCACUCAGCUAUCGAGCCGUUCGAGUGGGGAUGGAAAUCGGAUGGCGACGAGAGCGAGGCUUGGGGGGAGGAGGACGAGCUGGACGAGGACGGGGUCGACGAGGGAUACAUUCCAGAGCAGGACGUCAUCAAGCCUGCGUCGCCGCUCAUGCGUCAUCCGCGUGCGCCGCUUCUCGACGGAGUGAUCUUCGACCCGUUUGACGAUGCUGGCAUUCUCGAACCCUGA